Molecule: messenger RNA, 1727 nt
Organism: Aplysia californica (California sea hare)
Lineage: Eukaryota; Metazoa; Mollusca; Gastropoda; Aplysiida; Aplysiidae
Product: probable serine/threonine-protein kinase DDB_G0267686
Source: RefSeq, a predicted model, not a curated record
GUCAUCGACCCCACCACAGGUCAGACCGUUCUUCCUGCCAACGCAGCCGUCAACCAGCUUACAGGUCAAGUUGUAAACGCCCAGACCGGUCAGCCUCUCGCAGUGGUCAACCCGACAACAGGACAGCUAACGCCCGCUAUCGCAGCUCUGGCCGCAAACAAUGCCGCACAGACAUUCUGGGACCUGACCUGUCUGGAGUUUUGACGUCCACGUCACUGGUUCCCGGUCAAGCCUUGCCCACCCCCGUCGCAAGACAAUCAAGAGCAUGCAACGUAGUUCGAAGUGGCGAGACCGUUCCCUUCCGCGUCAACCCGAGGGGCGGUACCCGUCUGACGUCAUCAGAGUGCGACGCCAUUGGUCAACUCUUGGACAAGUUUGUCCCGACCUUCCUGCAGAACUUCGUACCCAGCGACAUCGUCAGGAACGACCUCGGAAACAACAACAACAAUAACAACAACCCAAACAACAAUAACAACUUCCUGCCCAAUGACUUCAUCCUUAACAACAACAAUAACAACAACAACAACUUCCUCCCUAACGAUUUUAACCUUAACAAUAACAAUAAUAAUAACAACAACAACAACCUGUUCCCCUCAUCUUUCAUCAACAACAACAACUUAAACAAUAACGACCCCGGCAACAGCUUUGUGUUCGGCGGCCCCACCACCGCCACCGGCGCCACCAACAUCAACGAUUUCAUCAACGUGAGGAACGACGGAGACAGCUGCACCAUCGCUGUACCAAACAUCGUGCCACAAUGCUAGGCGCGACAGCGUUCAAGUGCACGAUGUUGAGUAGCUUAGCUUCGUCAUGACGUUUAUGGAGACUAGUGUCUCCAGACCAUCAGACGAUCGUACACAUGUUUUGUUAUUAUUAGUAAGUUGCACAAGAAGAAAGUUAUCUACUUUACGCAACUACCGCCUAGGUAGAACCCAACAUUUCAAAGGUUCAAUUACCAAUAGGUAUAGAAUGCAAUGAUUCUGAACCUGUGAAGUAUGACCCAACUGUCUCAACAAUGUAUAAUUUCAUCCAUCAUUGUCUUCACCCUUUCACAGCGAUGUAUGGAAGUUAAUAUACGAUAAAUGAAUGAAUUGUAUUUGGCGUAUCCGUGUUACCUGCUUUGCGUGAGAUACGACUGUCAUUAUCAAUGCUGUGUUCAUGACUGUUGUGCCCCUAGCCUGGCCAUCUGCAAGGUUUUGGUAUUUUAUGUGCACCCCUGAUCCUCUUUGAACAUACAUUUUGUUUGAUCAAACUCUGUCCAUUCUCUCUAACACGGUAGCACGUCACGUAUAAUUAAGAAACAAAAUCACCGUCUUGUCUCUUACAUAUGUAGUGAAAAAAAAUCUCCAUACAUUUGUAAUGAUAUCCCCUUACAUUUGUAACGAUAUUCCUUUACAUUUGUAAUGAUAUUCUCUGAAUGGAUGUGUACAUAGCGGACCUCAACUUCUACUCCUCCAAUCACCAUACUCUUUUCUUUUCAUCUCUUUUUCACUACUGAGAAAUGUACAUAGUAUAACAAAACAGUUAUUUAUGUAAACAAUUAUAAUAAUGUUUAUACUUGCAUGCCAUAUUUAUCUUUAGCCAUAAUGUUCAUGGACAACAACGUGAAAUGUUCAUAAUCAAUUAGAAUUAAUGACGUGUUGAUAUGACUUACAUUUUCUGAAUAAUAUAUAACUUAUUGUUGAUCCAAUCUGGGUUUUUGAAAAUGUUUGGUCAGAUAUGUGUCU